CGCCUGCGCGCUCGCGCUCCCGCCCUCUCGCGGCGCUGGGCUUAGUCAGUCAGUCUGUCGGAGUCUGUCCUCGGAGCAGGAGGGGCGAAGCGACUUCGGAGAGCUAGCUGCCGGACUCGAUUAUUCUCUUUCCCCUCCUCUCUCCCGUCCCACAGCUCUCUUCACCCCUCUCCCUCCCUUGCUCGCGCAGCCAUGGCGGAGCUGUCGGCGGCCACUCAGUCCCCGUCCGUCUCGUCGUCCUCCGGGGCCGAGUCCUCUGCGCCCGGUGGCGGCGGUGGGAGCCCGGGAGCCUGCCCCGCCCUGGGGGCGAAGAGCUGCGGCUCCUCCUGUGCGGAUUCCUUUGUUUCUUCCUCUUCCUCUCAGCCUGUAUCUAUAUUUUCGACUUCACAAGCCAGUUUCCCAGCUCGUCCUGCUUCUCUCUCAAAGGAAGUUGGUCAAAAGGAACAGCAAAUAAAUAAAGAUGAGGAGCCCAAGAACCCAAAUGAGGUACCAAGUUGCAAUGAUAAAACUUCCUUGGAUGCUGAUGACAAGUUCACUUUGCCAACAUCCCAGAAACUACCCACGGAACAGUCUGAAGCAGAAGGCAUUUGUACAUAUUCUUUAUCCCCCUCUGAAGUUUCAGGGGGUGGUAUUAUUGAAAAGGAUUCCCCGGAAUCACCAUUUGAAGUAAUUAUUGACAAAGCAGCAUUUGACAAAGAAUUUAAAGACACAUAUAAGGAAAGUGCAAAUGACUUUGGUAGCUGGGCAGUGCAUACUGAUAGAGAAUCACAUGCAGACAUUUCAGAGUCCAAGGACAAAGUAUUUCCACUGAGAAAUAAGGAAGCGGGGCAUUACCCAGCCUCUGGGUUGCUCACUAGACAGUUUUCACACACAACUGGCUUGGAGGAGGUGUCUAGAUGUGUGAAUGAUAUGCAUAACUUUACUAAUGAAAUACUGACUUGGGAUUUGGUUUCCCAAGUGAAACAGCAGAGUGCUAAGUCUGACUACAUCACAAAAACUACAGGACUAGACACGAGUGAAUAUAAUUCAGAAAUUCCGGUUGCAAAUCUUAAAACCAACACUCAUCAGAAAAUUCCUGUAUGUUCUAUUGAUGGGAGCACUGCUGUCCCUAAACCAACAGGCGAUUGGGCAGAAAUGUCUCUCCCACAGGAAAAUGCUAUGCCAGACUCUGUUUCCAUGCAGGAAAUCAAUACCAAAGGUGUGCAAGGCAGUGUACAGAAAAGAGAUGACACAGUUGCAGAGUUACCUGGAUCUCCAUUUGAGAAACGUGUCUCUCUGGGUUCUGGAGUGGCCACAGUGAAAGUGGUUUUACCUGAUGGCCACUUGAAAAAUGAUGAAAUGAAUUGGCAGACCUCUGUGUUGGGGGAAAUGACAGAGGCUGAUAGUUCUGGUGAGUCUGAUGACACAGUAAUAGAGGACAUCACAGCUGAUACUUCAUUUGAAAGCAACAAAAUUCAGACUGAAAAACCUGUUCCCAUUCCAAGUGCUGUUGUAAAAACAGAUGAAAGAGAAAUCAAAGAGACUCUUAAUUGUAAUAGGGAAGACAAAAUAUCUGGAAACUUUGAAGGGUCAGUCAGUGACUCUGAGCCACAAGUUCAGCCUGAUAUUCUUCAAAGGAGACGCAGUGAGGCACCAUGUUCACAAGUACCUGAUAGGAAUUUUAUCUCAGAAGAGGUGAAGCAGUCUCAUCUUAUGAGUGUAGUUGCUCCUGCAAUGCCUGUUGCAGCUGAGAACCCAAAACUUCCUUCAGCAGAGUCUCCAAAUGUUUUUAACGAUAAGACAGAAUUCUCACUAAAUGUGAUAGCCUCUGCCUCUUUGGAGUCAUUGCAUGAAAAAAGUGUUAAAGAUAUAGAUGAUUCUUCCCCAGAGGACCUGAUAGCAGCCUUUUCAGAAACCAGAGAGAAAGGAAUACUAGGUAAAGGUGAAGGAAGUACCUUUGAAGCAGUAUCAGAGAAAACUGAGGACUUAAAAACAAAUUCUGCAGAUGUUUUGCAUGAAAGUGAGUCAGGUGGUUCUGAAAUUAAAAACGUAAAAAGCAAAUACAGUGAACAAAGCAAAGAAACAGAUAGGAGUGAACUUCUGGAUAUUCUCUCUACCCAGCUUACUCCAGCAGCCUCUCUGGACUUAGAACAGGAACAGCUCACAAUCAGAGCCCUUAAAGAAUUGAGUGAAAGGAAGAUUGAGAAGUUCGCUUCUGCACAGGAUAAAGUAGACUCUCCUGAAGAAAUACUCAAGCCGACUUUAACAUUUGCUCCAGAAUCAUCUUGGCCACAGAGAUCAUGUGAUAUCCUACAACACAAAGAUGUCAAGACUGGAUCUGAUCUUGGAAUUUCCAAGAAGCCCACUCUUAACAAAGAAACUGCUAGUGUAGAUAUUACUUCCAGCCUUAGCAAGACCGAACUGGUAAACAAGCAUGUCUUAGCAAGACUUCUGACAGACUUCUCAGUGCACGACCUGAUUUUCUGGCGAGAUGUGAAGAAGACUGGGUUUGUCUUUGGCACCACACUGAUCAUGCUGCUUUCCCUGGCAGCUUUCAGUGUCAUCAGUGUGGUUUCUUACCUCAUCCUUGCUCUUCUGUCUGUCACCAUCAGCUUCAGAGUCUACAAGUCUGUCAUCCAAGCUGUACAGAAGUCAGAAGAAGGCCAUCCAUUCAAAGCCUACCUGGAUGUAGACAUCACUCUGUCCUCAGAAGCUUUCCAUAAUUAUGUGAAUGCUGCCAUGGUGCACAUCAACAAGGCCCUGAAACUCAUCAUUCGUCUCUUCCUGGUGGAAGAUCUAGUUGACUCCUUGAAGCUGGCUGUCUUCAUGUGGCUGAUGACCUAUGUUGGUGCCGUUUUCAAUGGGAUCACCCUUCUGAUUCUUGCCGAACUGCUCAUUUUCAGUGUUCCAGUCGUCUAUGAGAAGUACAAGACCCAGAUUGAUCACUAUGUUGGCAUCGCUCGGGAUCAGACCAAGUCCAUUGUUGAAAAGAUCCAAGCAAAAGUCCCUGGAAUCGCAAAGAAAAAGGCAGAAUAAGUACAUGGACACCGGAGAUGCAACAGUUACUAAAACACCAUUUAAUAGUUAUAAUGUUGUUACUUGUACUAUGAAGGAACGUGCUCAGUGUCAGCUUGAGCCUGCAUUCCAAGCUUUUUUUUUUUUUAAUUUGGUGUUUUCUCCCCACCUUUCCCUUUAUCCUCAGUAUCAAGCACAAGAAUGAUUGGACUAAAAAAAGAACUGAUAUCUUAGAACCCGAAAGAAUAAAGAAAGGAUCAAAUUAAUAGGAUAAAUCAGUACCUUAAGGGUGGUGGAGCUUUUACCUAUAGCUUGAAAGGAGGGGAAAGAUUGGAAGUAAGGAGAAAAUGAAAAAUGAACACAUCUCUUGGAUUCUUCUAUCCAAGUUUCAAGGAAUAGUUUUACACAGCUUCCCAUCAUAGUUUUGCCCUUAUUUUUAAGUUAAGAAAUAAUGAUUAAUUUAUGAAGAAAUUAUCUGGGACAAAAGUGGGAUUCCUUCCCUUGGUUUUUUGUGUUUCGGGGGGUUUUGUUUCAGUGUUGUUUUUUUUUUUUUCUUCCUUUUUCUUUUUUCUUGUUUUUUUUUCUUUCUUUUUUUUUUUUGCAGUCCUCUGAUCCCAUCUUUCUGCCCCACAAUGUGAGCAGCUACUCCUAAUAUUCUUCAUUUGGUGAGAUAACUUUCAACUCUAUGAAUAACUUAGAGGUGAUAGUGAUAAUUCCCGAUUGCCAGAAUGCCAUCUGAUAACCGAGAACAGAGACGGAAAGCGGGAGGGAGGAGUGCACAGGAGCGCUGCUGUGCCUCCCACUCAGCCUUAGGAAAGGCAAGGCUCCGCCAGUGGGGCGUGGCGUCUGUCAUUUCUUUUGGACACCAGUUCUGAGCUUUAGUUUGAGAGCUUAUUCCUGAAUGUGCUUUCCUCCCUCUUUCCUACCCUCAAGUUGAAUAAAUAUGGUUGUACUUUUCUUAUUAUAAAAUAAAUGUCUGUAACUGCUGUA
Molecule: messenger RNA, 3984 nt
Organism: Sus scrofa (pig)
Lineage: Eukaryota; Metazoa; Chordata; Mammalia; Artiodactyla; Suidae
Gene: RTN3
Product: reticulon 3
Biological process (GO): brain development; endoplasmic reticulum tubular network formation; neuron differentiation
Cellular component (GO): neuron projection; endoplasmic reticulum membrane; postsynaptic density
Source: RefSeq, a predicted model, not a curated record